AUGUCUCAAAAAAUAACCUCCAAAAACUUGUCAUAUAGCUCUUCGCUCCCGCCAUUCCUCGCCGCCCUUCACGCUCAUGCAGCUGGCGCGUCCUCGGGCCCCGACCCUCUCGCGGCGGGCCAGCGCCGCUCCGCAAAGAAGCGGUCCAGCAGUGAAGAGGCGGAGGAUGUGCCGCUGGUCGUGGACGAGCAGGGAAAUGCAAUGCGCGUCCAGCUCGACCGGGACGGCGCCGUGGUCCCAGAAGCGGCUGCUGAGGGGGAGGGCAGCAAACCGGAGGGCGCCGCCGAGGCGCGAGACGCCGAACCAAAGUCUGCCUUUGGCGGGCGGAAGCGCAAGGUCGGCAGGGUGGUAGGCGGUGACGGUGACGCUCCCGACAGUGCGUCGCAAAAGAACGACCUAGAGCCAGCCAAAAAGGACGGCCAGAAAUUCGGUCCACCAACCGGGAAAAAGGCUGGCAAGAAGACCAAGAAGAUCAAGCUCAGCUUUGACCAAGAGGAAGGAGAAGGCUGA
This is a messenger RNA of Hirsutella rhossiliensis, 510 nucleotides long. RefSeq lists its product as uncharacterized. The record is from RefSeq and is a predicted model, not a curated record. NCBI's taxonomy places the organism in Eukaryota, Fungi, Ascomycota, Sordariomycetes, Hypocreales, Ophiocordycipitaceae. Bases 1 to 510 code for a protein of 169 amino acids. The transcript has a single exon.